UCAGCAUGGGGAUGCUGAAAGAGCUGAGCAAUAAUUGGGCAGACCAGUAAACCCACGGAGACGCCUAGGUCCUGGCUUCCUCCCGAAAGUGUUCUGGAACCUUUCGUUUGAAUUAGCCGAGUCAGGCAGGGAGGGGCGUGGAGUCCUUCCGCCCUGCUUAGGAGGGGCUGCAUUGCAGGGGGAGACUGAACCGACAGACUGUCACUGAAGAGGGAGAGGGAGCCAGAAGACAAAGCCGGCAAAGCCCCCACAGCUGCCUUUCUCUCCAGCCCAGAGCAGGCACCGGAGCCCCGGGGUCCUCCCUCCAUCCUUGGAACGCACUAGUAAUUCACUGAUAACAGGAAGUUAUGAGGGACCCUGUGAGUAGCCAGUACAGCUCUUUUCUUUUCUGGAGGAUGCCCAUUCCAGAGCUGGAUCUGUCGGAGUUGGAAAGCCUGGGUCUGUCUGAUACGUCCACCUACAAGGUCCAGGACAGCAGCGUUGGCAAAAUCACCGGGCAAGCAACUGGAACAGAGCAGGAGAAAAGUCCUGAAGGCGAUGUCCUCCUUGAGUACAGCACCUUCAACUUCUGGAGAGCUCCCAUUGCCAGCAUCCACUCCUUUGAAUUAGACUUGCUCUAAGCCCAAGACUCCUCUCUCCCACCCACCACUUUGCCCUCCUUGUCUUCCCUUUCUACCCUCUUCGUUUUCAUCCUUUCCCCCUAUCAACCUUGCUCUUUCUCCUCCGGUGUUGAGGUGGUGCUGAUGAAUCUGCCAGAGUUAUCUUUUAUUAUUUAUUUAUUUAUUUAUUUACUUACUUACUUAUUUAUUUAUUUAAUAUAUCUUAUCGUUUUCUUGCAAGAGCCCUCAAGCCACAAAGUAAAGGGUUCAAGCAAUGGAGUACUUAGUUGCUGGGUCACAGGGAUCCCUCCUCCUCUCCGCCCCAAAUUAACUCCAGAAAACAGGCCUGAUGGGAGCACCAGAAAGUAGUAGUAUAAUAGGACUGAUUUUUUUUUUUUUUACCUCAUUUUAAUACCCUUCCUAAUACCCUGCUCGAGGCCAGUAAACACAAAUAUUUCUUCAAGAGUUGAUGAAUACCUUGUAAAUAUUAAUUUGAGAUUAUCUGCUACAAGACAGUAGGAUUUCUAAAAGGCUAAGGUGAUAAGACACUUGCUUUUUCUGAGAGAAAUUGGGGGUAAACAGUAAACCAAGAGGAAAUAAUAUGUCUUGGAAAAUGAAAAUAGGGGAAAGCCCUGAAUCAUUUCAGGAAUAGUUACGUUCUCUUGAAAGGGUGUUUCUCCUUAAAAAAGUCUAUUCACUUUACAAUUUUGCUCCUAAUUAUGGGUUGAAAACUGAGGAAAAUUACUCAGAGUAAUUGCAAUUUCAAAUCUUAAAUGCAAUCUUGCUGACUAUUAAUGAUCAUUUGUAAGAUCUUAAUUCUGUUUCUAAAAGACAUAGGGUUUGGUCCUUAGUAUUUUAGACUUGCCCUCCUGCAUUUCCCAGUGAUACUGAUCAUUGGGCCUCAGGCACAGUUCCUCAGCUUACCUUGAGACCACGAAAUGAGCAACCACAUUCUGACCCUACACCCUGUUCCCAGUCUUUCCAAAAUUUUUGCUGAUUUGUGCUGCCAUUUAUUCAUUUCUUUA
Pteronotus mesoamericanus is the source of this 1624-nucleotide messenger RNA. It is a transcript of the gene MLLT11, whose product is annotated as MLLT11 transcription factor 7 cofactor. The transcript has 2 exons. The record is from RefSeq and is a predicted model, not a curated record. Gene Ontology annotation, biological process: positive regulation of mitochondrial depolarization; positive regulation of release of cytochrome c from mitochondria; apoptotic signaling pathway. Gene Ontology annotation, cellular component: nucleoplasm; cytosol. Lineage: Eukaryota; Metazoa; Chordata; Mammalia; Chiroptera; Mormoopidae. Bases 348 to 620 code for a protein of 90 amino acids.